Molecule: messenger RNA, 1575 nt
Organism: Saccostrea echinata
Lineage: Eukaryota; Metazoa; Mollusca; Bivalvia; Ostreida; Ostreidae
Product: unconventional myosin-XVIIIb-like
Exons: 1
Coding region: 1-1575 (524 amino acids)
Source: RefSeq, a predicted model, not a curated record
AUGAAUAAAACUACAGGUAAAGAAACCUCAACUGUGAAUAUCACAUACAAACCAUCAGCCAAAGAAUCAACUGUUCCUAACACAAACAGAACCACGGGAAAAGAAUUAACAGGGGUGUCAACUAAACGUGCAAACCAAAAACAAAGAAAUCGUCAGAAAGCUACCAAAAUUAUUUCUCCCAAAAAAGUGUACACAGAAUGCUGGACACAAACUGAGGAGGACUGCUCAACAGAUGUUAAUCAGCUAACAAAAGCUGCUCAUAUUAUUUAUUCCUUCUGUCAUGCAAAUGCAGGUGAACUUUUACCCACUGAAAAAGUCUUGGAUGAAUCCUCAAAGAUUCUGCAAGCCCUUGCUCAACUUAGCAAGUCUUUUGAUUUCUCGGAUAUCCCAGAAUCGAUUCCUUUCACCAAGAAGCUGAGAGAAGAGGUAAAAUCAAUUGAAAAGUGUCAGAAUCGCUGCAGGGAGCUUAUUUUUUCAGACGAACUGCAGGCCUUCCUACCAAAAACAAAACUGAAAGGUGUAGGUACACUUGUCCACUGUAAGAUGUUAUUAGAGGAGUUCAAGCUCAGAGAAAGAAAAUUUAGACAAGCCGUGAUAAGUAUUAUAGAAUCUGAAAAUCUAGGACUCAAAAGAGCUGAAAACAUCUUGUCAAAGAUGGACCACAAAGAGCAAAUUCAUGACCUUGUGGACAGUGUUGCAGAAAACCAAAGGAUAACCAGUAACAAAGAUAAAGAUGAGCUGCAUGAACAAUACAGAGAAAUAAGCAUCAGGCAGAAAAAUCAAAUCCAGAAACUGGAGAUGAAGAUAGAAAAAUAUGAGGAAGACAAAGAGAAGAUUAAGGAUGAGUGCAGGAGACAAGUCAUAGAAAUAGAGAAAGGUCUCAUAAUGUGCAAUCAACAAUGGGAGAGAAAACUGCAGGAACAAUAUGACAAACAAGAACUUAAUGCUUCAGAAAAGACAAAGAUACUGAAAUUACUCGAGGAUGAGAAGCAAAAGGUAGCCCAUAGAGAUAAUGAAAGCAGAAAGCUCCACAAAUUGUAUCAUGAAUUAAAGGAAAAAUUGAAAGAAACUGAAAAAUUAAACUACAAUAUGUCAAAGGCCAGGCGAAAGUCUCAUAAAACUUCAGUUGAUAAAGCAUGCAGUGCUAACCUGAAAGCAGAAUGUACUAGUACUCACUGCCAAACAGAAAAUCCCAUAAAUACAGUGCCAAAAUCAAACAAUCCUGGUUCCAAAACCAUCACAAACUUGUCUAGAGCUGACCAACAGAAUGAAAGUUCUGACAAUAAACAUCACAAUCACUUCCAUGGCCCAAUAAAUACUCUGCAUCUCUAUCAUAUAUUUCCUGAGAGAACUUCUAAUUCUUCAAUACCUCACAAAGAGUCUGUACAAAGUGGCAGAAGUCGGUCUAGUUCUCGUCUGCAUAUUUCUACAGGAUCCCACAGACAACAGCUGACCAACCAAAAUCAAGGACCAAGUGUGACCUUUGAACAUCAAGAAGAGACUGAAUUUGUCUAUCGCCCAGAAUCAACCAUGUCAUUUGCAAAUUCUGAAUCUCUACAUGGAGACGAUUAUUGA